Molecule: messenger RNA, 3464 nt
Organism: Petromyzon marinus (sea lamprey)
Lineage: Eukaryota; Metazoa; Chordata; Hyperoartia; Petromyzontiformes; Petromyzontidae
Gene: G3BP2
Product: G3BP stress granule assembly factor 2
Cellular component (GO): ribonucleoprotein complex; cytosol
Molecular function (GO): mRNA binding
Source: RefSeq, a predicted model, not a curated record
GGGGUUUCCCGGGCUUGGCCCCACGGGUGCCUGGCCUGGGCCGUUCUGCGCAUGCGUCCCGCCGCUUUGUGCCGCCGCCGCCGCUGCUGCUGCAACUCGGCCCCGCUCGUGCGCGACAGUUCCUGUGAGCGGCUGUGCACGCGAGACGAGAGAUGGUGAUGGAGAGGCCAAGUCCGCAGCUGGUUGGGCGGGAGUUCGUGCGGCAGUACUACACCCUGCUCAACCAGGCGCCCGACUAUCUGCACAGGUUCUAUGGCAAGAACUCAACCUACGUACAUGGCGGGCUGGACGCCAACGGACAGCCCGCCGAGGCCGUCAUUGGGCAAGCGGAAAUUCACAAGAAGGUGAUGUCGCUAGGAUUUCGGGACUGUCACACCAAGAUACGACAUGUCGACGCUCUCGCCUCGCUCGGGGAUGGAGUUGUGGUACAGGUGAUGGGAGAGCUGUCCAAUGCCGGGCAGCCCAUGCGGCGCUUCAUGCAGACCUUCGUGCUGGCGCCGGAGGGAUCGGUGCCAAACAAGUUCUACGUUCACAACGACAUGUUCCGCUACCAGGAUGAGGUGUUCCUCGACUCUGACACAGAAGCUGCCGAAGAGUCGGGAGAGGAGGUGGAGGAGGGUGAGGAGGAGCAAGAGAUUAUCCAGCCAGAGCCUCCGGCUCCUGCCCCCUUCAUUCAAGACACAACUCCGCCCAGCAGUACGGAGGUCGUUGAGCAGGAGGAGUUAACCUCUCACCUGGAGGCGGCGCCGGGUGGUGGCAUCGCUGGUCCCGGGGCGGAGCCCGAAUCCACGGGCGGUGUGGAGGGGAACGGGGACGUGGAAGGGGGCAGUCCAGAGGAGGACGAGAGGGUCCCUGACGGCCUAGAUACGGACGGCACUGGUCAUUGGAGGGACGAAACGGAGGGGACAACGCCGGAGAAACCGGAAGCAAAACCCCCUUCCCCGUGCCAGCCUGUCGAGCCCCCACCAGCCCCCCACAAGCCGCCCGAGACGAACUCGUGGGCGUCGGUGACAAGCAAAAACCUGCCACCCGGAGGAGUGGGGGCGCCAUCGGGAGGAGUCACCCCCUAUGUGAUGAAGGCUCCUCAGACUCCGUUACAGCCAGCGGCUCAGCCAAGAGUGGAGGUGAAAACCGAGCAGGCGGGGACUGGACCUGUCCCACUCCUCUCUCGCGGUCGAGGGGGAGGGCCCCCACGGGACCGCACUGGGGGGCCACCCCGCACCCCUCGCCCUGAGGGGGGUGACGGGAACCAGGAGUUUGAGCCACGGCGCCCGACCACGGCACGCUACCCAGACUCCCAGCAGAUCUUCGUGGGAAAUCUCCCGCACGACAUCGAGGAGGCCGAGCUGCGGGACUUCUUCAUGACGUUUGGACACGUCGUCGACCUGCGCAUCAACACCAAGAGCAGCGGCAGCGGCAGCAAGCUUCCCAACUUCGGUUUUGUCAUCUUCCAGGAGCCCGACGCCGUGCAGAGCGUGCUCGCCUCUAAGCCCGUGCUGCUGCGCGGGGAAGUUCGUCUCAACGUGGAGGAGAAGAAAUCUCGCGUCGCUCGCGACGGCGAGUGGCGCUCGCUGGAGGGACGCCGCGGUGGCGGCGGCGGGGGGGGGCCUGGCGGGGCCCGUGGCGGAGGGGGGCCUGGAGGCCUGGGUCCCCGUGGUGGCGGGGGACCCCGUGAAGGCUGGGGGGGCGCGUCCCCCAGGGGCGGCGGCGCCGGAGCCGGGGGCUUUUUCCCGCGUGGCGGGGGGCGGGGUGGCCAGGGGGAACCCCGAUUCCCUGCCCAACGGCGAUAGAAGUCGCCCCGUGGAUCGCCCGCCCGCCCGUCUGCUCGUCCAUCCGUCCGCACCCCUCCGCACGCAGGAGUCUCCCCCCGCUCCGCGUGCAGGGGUGCUGGGUUUACCGCGUAGCUAGAGUCUCGUGUGGUGGGUGGCUUGCUGCUGUUGUCUUAUCGCAGUGCGUUACGGCCUCUCCAUGCGUCGUGUCGGCGCUGGCGGCACUGCUAGCCCAGCAAACGAGCCACGGGUCUUCUCGCUCUUGCUCGCCCCCCCUCCUCUCUCGACGUGCCGGCCCUCCACCAACCCCCGGUUCUGCCUUCCCAACUUCCGGGUGCUGUGCUCUCAUCUCUCUCUCGCUUCCUUGGGUGUGUCGUUAUAAUUUUUUGUUUUGUUUUGAAUUUCGGAGAUGAUCAUUCUUAACUGAAUAUUUAAACAGACAUGUACAGUGUUAAAUAGCUCCUGCCCGUGCAGCGCUGAGUAGGCCGGCGUGGGCAAGCGCCGCAUGUUUCGCUCUCUCGCUCGCCGCUACCGCUGUGUCGUAUUAAACUGUUCAUUGCUCGUUGCCUCCAGCGAGUGCUUCUCUGCGUGGCUGUGAAACCAUCGCCCUGAGAUGAACUUGUACAUAAGGCGGGUUUGGUCGGUGGCGCAGUGGCAUCCCCGAGUGGGUUGGCGAGUGAUGUUAGGUGGCAGGCGGGGGGGGGGAGCCGGUGUGGGAGUCUGGGUGGGUGCUUGGCGUCUCAAUCGAUUGUGCAGCGGGAACGGUGGUGGUGGUAGAUGUAGAACUCCCCUCCCCUUUUAACGUGUAGCGCCGUCCCAUUUAUCCCCACCCCCCACACGCGUGGCUGGUGUUUUGCGGGGGACUUGCAGUAACUGUGCCUUGUCGGGGCCGCGCGUGUGGAACUGAGCGGCGUGCGGGCUGCACGUUGUCCCGUUCGUACGUUCGCCCGCUCGUCGCUCCGUGCGUGUGAAGCGAAGGCGGGGGGGGGAGUAGCCGUGGGUCCGACCGCCGUGGGAGGAAAGCUUUCAAAUUUGGCGUCCGCUCUGAAGUUCGGUUGCGUCCAGGGAUUAAUUUCUCACCCAAUAUUUUCUGGCUCGCUGGCAGACUGGAGUAGGCACGUUACUAAUACAGCCAUAGCGAAAGGUAUUCUGAAUGUGGUGUGCUGGGGUACAGAAAUAUUUUCCUUCUUGCUGACCCGGACAGAGCCGGCUGAAAAUAAGCCCUGGUUGUUACCUUGCAGAAAAAUCCUGCAAUGUCUCAUUUCUCAAAUCUAAAUUCCCAACGUCCUGGUUACAGUCCGGGACUGGGUGGUGGCAGGCGGACCACGUGCGUCCGUGUGCUUGUGCGCCGUAUUCCCCUGAACUCUAGGGGUUGUGUGCCAGGCGUUCUUGAACUGUGAAUCGCUGAUCUCUUCCUGUCUGUGGCUCCUAGCCGCCUGCCUGACUCGCUUACCGCCCCGCUACGCUCGCCACCACCACCACCACCCCGCGUGCUCGCCGCAGCCUCGCAGUCCCCGGCACCAGGGCAACGUCGCUCGCUCUCGCUGCCUUCGUCUGUUGUCUUUUAUUUGUUUUUCAUUUUAUUUCGUUUUAUUUUUCUCUCCCUGAAAUGCACUGUUUCAUUAGUCUGUUGAGAGGUUUGUACUGCGUAUUUCGUUUUAUUUGUUUGUCCAAUAAAAGUGUAGCUGGUUUACA